CACAUGAAUUAUUCACCACCGCUUUCGAACCCGCUUAGAGCACAAGUAGCACAAUCACACGUGAUUAAUUAAAACAACCCAAACUUCUGACAACUCACACAGAUAUGGGGCUAAGGUAAAGAAUUCUACUGAUUUUUCAAAUGGCUUUGUUGACUUAUCGUUAAGAGUUUCGUCACGUUGGAACGGAUCCUUGCACUUGUACUUGGGUAGCCUGUGGGAGAGUUAAGCCGGUAACGACAGGCGCGUGCCAAGGAAUUCCUUUGCGUGUCACCUCUGUGCCUGACAGAUUUCGCCUUAGAACUCAAUAGCUCAAAAUGUUUCCAUCGAUAGAUGUGCAAGAUAACUGCUGCAGGAAUGCAACUUGAAGGACACUCUGCAUCUUCUGAAAUCAACACCGAGUCCGUUAAGCGCGCCUCAAAUGACAAUUCUGAAUGUUAUCACUUCCUCCUCUUCUGAUAAACAAAGCUUGUUUAUGAAUCUCGCAGACAUAUAAUGCACGGUGCAUAUGAAAGAACGUGGAGUGGUGAUACCCAAGGUGUAAUGUCAGGAAUGGCAAGGGGGUUGAAUCUGGAUAAGAUUGCAUUUAAUUUUCGCUACUCAAGCGACAACGUUGCACGUUCGAACCCUUGGGCAAGAACACUUCUGAGCGGAGAUUUCAUUUUGAUUGCUGAGUUUGCCGAGAAUGAGGGACCAAAGCCAGUAAUGACAAUUCCCAAGAAUGCUGGAGAAAAUUUUGACGUGAAUGCCUUUGCUGUUCAUGUAAUGUCAGUAGAUUAUACUCAAUCCAGGGGCAGCAACUUUUCCAUUGUUGAAGACACUCAGCUGUUUUUAACAGAGAGAAAAGAUGGAAUUUAUGCCUAUGUUCACCAUUUUACUCUUUAUGAUAUUCAUGCUCGUGGUUUUGUAAGGCCCUACUGCAUGUGCUACAUUUCACAUUGCAAAAGAAAAAUGUUUUCUUUUCUUGACAGUUUCAUGGAUGAAUUUACCAAGGUGUCCAAGUUAUUUAGGCAUGGUAACAGAAUAACAUUCCUAAGAGACCUAGAAGAACGAUUGUGUGAUGUUUUAGAGUUAAAGGAAAAAAGUAUCUUGGAAAAUUCCUUCUCCAGUUGUCUUCUUGGUCAGAAAUGGAAGGUUACCCAAAUGACUGGAAAAUCAGAGAAGAAGGUGAAUGCUGAAUAUGAGUUGAUAUUGACUGAGACCAAAAAGUUGAUAGAAGUCCUAAGACCACAUAUAGUGAAUGACCCCAGGGUUGAACAUCAAUUUAAAAGGCUUGAAGACUUGGUCCAAGGAAGGACUCGUAGUUUCACUGUUGCUGAUGGUUGUCUUGAAGUAAGACAUGAAUUUAGUGAUCACAAAUUGCCAACCCACAAGCCUACAUUACGAAAAGCUGUCUCACUCCCAGAUAUCAAAUAUCUACUGAAAGGAUACAAAGAACUGAACCUAAAGCCUAAGUCCUGUUUGCCCACUUAUCUUAAUAGUAUGAAACAGUUACGACAUUUACAUGACCUGUGUGAGUGGGGAGCAAAAGAAGGACUCAGCAGACUUCGGCGUGUUUUUAAGCAUUACAACAGAGAAACUGCCGCACUGUUAAUUGAAAAGACGGAAACAAGCCAUCUAGAUCGCUUUCCCGCUCUUCUGACCAUUGGCCGCAGUGUAGUGUCUAACGUUCUUCGAAACAUCGACAUGAAGUGUGUGGACAGCUGCACGACCAGUCGCUCCCCCAUAGAUACUCCAAGUCAAGAGUGUCUUACAAGAAAGUCGUCGUGUGGUAGCUUAGAAAGUAUGCACAGCCUGGAUUCUUUUCAGUCCUGUGUCGAGGACGAGUUCGAAGGAUCCUCCAAGUCAAGUGAUGGAAUCCUUUCGCCAUUUACACCAUCCUCUUCAUUCCAUGCUGAUUUGCAAGGAGGAGAAAGAAAUGAAAUUUUCAGUAACAGUACCUCUGAAUCUCUUCUUGCGGAUGACAGUGACGUGAUGUCCACUCAUUCGGAUACAACUCUCACGAGAGCGACCGUUGAGACUGUGUCUCUGGCGGAUUACGCUUUAAUGGGGGAAGAGUUUCCGUCAAAUCUGAGUGGGUCUCCUCUCAGUAGACCAGCAAGUGCUACCACUGAAACAAACGUUGGGAUGCAUUUCAGUCAACUCAGAGGAAAGAGUUUAAGUUUAGAGAGUUUGGCGACGUCGCCGGAUUCAAAGGGUGGCCACCAGAGAAAAAGGAAAAAACUGGAUUUGCCGGUUUUGCAGAUUCAAAAUUCACCAUCGCCGCCGAAAACUGAGAGGGUUCCGAUUGUCAACACCUCGAAUGUUCCCUUCAGAAAUGCAAAUGUGAAAAGUAACUUGUUUGGAAAGAAUUCGGUUAGGAGAGUUAAAAGCUUGGAUACCCCACGAACGUCCGUGUGCAGUGGAGAAGAAAAAGUGCUUCAAAAAAGAUCGCGUUAUAACACAAGACCCGAAAUGAUUCGACUCAGGUGUUUUGCAGAAGAAGUUUCCCAGCCGCUAGCAUCGUACACAGGUUCUAACUUAUUAUCCUUGCGAAACAACUUGAGUUUUUGUAUUCACUUGCUGUACGCUCUUCUCUGUGGACGACCAGUGGUGGUCUUUGCCGAACCAAAGAAUGAAAGGGAAGCGCGAAUUGUCAUCUCUGCUUUGUGGAUGUUUGUACCAGAAAAUAUGAGUCAUGGAAAGGUCGUGGAUCCCUGGCGAACCAAACCUUUACAGAUUGCUGACCUUGCAUGGUUAAAACUUGUUGGCCUCGCAAAGAGUAAGCAUUUCAACAUGAUUCCCAAAUCUGUGAAGAGGUUUGUUUCUGUUCUCGACCUUGAAACAGAUCGUAUUGUUACGCCGCAGUAUAAGGGAUGUUAUAUUCGUCCAAUGUGCAAUAUUAACAACAUGUGGCCAUCAAAUGCAGCGUUAGUGGCAUUUGUCCAUAGCGUCUUCUUAGAGUUAGCGAACAAGGCUUACGUAUAUUACUUUGCCUAUUGCCUCGGAGGACUCCAGUGGUGUUGCUGUAAGAGCAAUCAGCAGUCACAGUCUGGACAGGCGAUCGCUGAUGUGGAUGGUCCUGGAGUGUUGAGCAGACUUAGAGUACAUUUUUCAGACGCCAAAAUAGUUCAGUAUUUCACUGAACUCAUCAAGCAACAACAGAUUGAUUACUUUAAUAAUCUUUCAGCGGAUCAAGAUUUUGUCGGAGAGAUAACACUUACUCCAGAAUCAGAUUCUGCUUCGGAGAGGAGAUCAUUACUGAUCUGCACUGAUCCGUCUAAGUGUAUUAUAUUACGUAAUUCGAAGCCCCAGGAGUCCACAUGAAUUUCAAACUCAGUUUCAGUUCAAAAAUUGUACUAGGUCCAUAAGUUGUUUUUUUCCCCACAGGUUGUUAUUUUUCUCCCAUUUCUUUUAUGAUCUUAGUCGCUUGGCUUUGCCCCUUGAAGGCGUUGAACCUUAAGCUACUUGCUGCAUGAUUUUUUAAGCAUAAUUUGUGGUUUUACAAAGCGAAAAAUUUCUGCGGUUUUCGAACUGACUUACUGUUUUGCACGAAACAUGCAGAAAACAGAAAAAUGCGUUGUGAUUAAUAGCUCCAAACGAAAAGCUGUCUUAUAAAAUAAUGACCUACUGGGUCUAAUUAUCAAUUAGCUCUACAGGAGUGCUUUUUUCGUAUGAAAACUAUUUCGAUCAACCGGCAAAACUUGGUUUGGUGCCUUUCUAUUAUCUCGUGCUUUUUUUGUACAUUCAUGAAUGCUUUGAUAAAUUAUUGUAGAUAUUAGGUAGAAUUUUUAAUUUUUUAAAAUAUCUUUUUAUACUUAAAUUAUGAAAAUCCUAUAUUCUUAGUUCAGAAAGCUAAAAGAUGAAUGAUUACCGAAGAGAAUAUGUAAUAAUAUCUUUGAAAAGUAAAUUUGUGUAAAAUGACGUGCCCUUCGAUUAUAAACCCUUCCUCUAGUCGUUUACGGUCAGUUUACUAUCAUUACCCGGGCCGAGGCACAAAGGACGCAUGUACCACGCGAUGGGAUGGAAAUGGAUGAGGAAUGUCGUUCAACUGCUGCGCUGUCAACAAAAUAGAAACAUGACGAUUUUAGAUAUAUGAAAAUUCACAUAUUUGCACUGCGGUGGAAAGAUGAAAUUAGAAGAUCCUCGCAGCUAAGAACACUACUGAAACGAGUAGUUGUAAAAUAGAAACAUAUUAAAUUAAAAGAUUGGACCGUCGUAAAAAUUAUCUCCGUAAGAAAAGAUCGAACUUGAAGAAUAAAUACAAUCAAAUAAAAGAUAUUC
Messenger RNA from Pocillopora verrucosa, 4260 nucleotides. The record is from RefSeq and is a predicted model, not a curated record. NCBI's taxonomy places the organism in Eukaryota, Metazoa, Cnidaria, Anthozoa, Scleractinia, Pocilloporidae.